AUGAGGUUGUGCAAACAGUCACUGCUUCUGCCUGCCAUUGUCAUCUACAACCUCCACUGGCGAAUUUUCCAGAAUGACCACCAGCCUCUGGGACUACUUGUGGCCUUGCAGUACUGCUUUGUCAAUGGAGAGGUGAAGGCCGAGCUGCGGAGGCACUGGGGCCGCUUCCUGCUGGCCCACCACUCGGGCUGCAGAGCCUGGGGCCUGGAGAAGAACUUCCGGUUCCUGGGGAAGUAUCCCAAGAAGCUCUCCAAGGGAGACAGUGCCAGGGCGCUGCAGAAGUCACAGUCCUCGCCUGGCAGCGGGCAGCUCCUGCCGCUGACCAUGCAGGGCCUCGGGGAGCCGGGCACCAGGUCCCACGGGGGCCACACAGCCUGGCGCUGGGGCCGCAGCCUGUCCGAGAGCAGCGAGGGGGACUUCACCCAGGCCCACACCAUGGAGGAGAUUCUGGAGGAGAGUGAGAUGUAGGCGGGCUCCUGCGACAGGUGGUGUGGGGUGCCGUCAUCACUCUUCCCCGGCACCAGGUCCACUUUGACAUGAAGUCUAUCUCGAGGUUCUUCAUGCUCUGAUGAGGUUGUGCAAACAGUCACUGCUUCUGCCUGCCAUUGUCAUCUACAACCUCCACUGGCGAAUUUUCCAGAAUGACCACCAGCCUCUGGUGUGGCCCUAAAUUCAAGUGAAUGGAGCCCCAAGAUACAGAGAGAUGUCUGCUAUGAAAGAGGGGGCAGACAGUAUCUCUUCCUUUUUCCCUCUGAGGCUGGGUUUGGGGUGUAUAAGGACUACCUGGGAAGUGUUUUACAUGCAGAGUUGGGCUCCUGGAUGAUUCUAAGAAAGUACGUCUGGAGCGAUGGCCAGAGUUGGGAGUCGUGUAACAAUCAUCCCAGAUAACUCUGAUGCAAGCCCAGUGUGCAGAAACGAGCAGCCCCUGAGUGGUCAAUGGUGGGAGAAAGCCAGUGGUGUCUUGGAUUCAACAGCUCGGCUGUUACCCGCUCGCCCCCCUCAGACAGUGUGCAACCCCACGCCGCCCAGAACCCCAUUCA
Molecule: messenger RNA, 1040 nt
Organism: Myotis brandtii (Brandt's bat)
Lineage: Eukaryota; Metazoa; Chordata; Mammalia; Chiroptera; Vespertilionidae
Product: glucagon-like peptide 2 receptor
Exons: 3
Coding region: 1-468 (155 amino acids)
Source: RefSeq, a predicted model, not a curated record